Messenger RNA from Lepus europaeus (European hare), 2266 nucleotides. RefSeq names its product killer cell lectin-like receptor 2. The record is from RefSeq and is a predicted model, not a curated record. NCBI's taxonomy places the organism in Eukaryota, Metazoa, Chordata, Mammalia, Lagomorpha, Leporidae. The transcript has 9 exons. The coding region runs from base 245 to 1105 and encodes 286 amino acids.
UCUGAGGCCAGAGUGCUGUUUAGGAAUCUGCCAUUCUAUGAGUCUGCUGUGUAUCCCGCUUCCCAUGUUGGAUCGUUCUCUCCCUUUUUUAUUCUAUCGGAGGGGCAGAACAUUUUGAGUCAGAGUAUCCUCACUCAGAGGUAAUUCGCUUCUCGUCGUAGAGCCCCUAAGGGAUUUUGGAUUGGAGUGGACAGCUUCUCCCUCAUAUUGGGGUCCGUUUCUUCCACCUGCAUCACUGCACGGCAUGGAUCCAGAGAUGAGCGAUCAGGAGGUGACUUAUUCAGCUUUGAAGUUUCCUCAGUCUUCUUCAGAGUCGCAGAAUAGACUAAGACCUGAUGGCACUCAAAGGAGUGGAAAAACUGAUGAGAAAGAGUUCUCAGUGCCCAGGCAUCUCAUUGCAGUGAUUCUUGGAACCCUCUGUUUACUUCUCUCAGUGGCAGUCGUAGUGUUGGUGACAAAGAUUUUACAGCUUAUUCAAGAAAAGCAUCAACAGCAGGAAAUUCUAGGAAACCUCACACAAAUGUACCACGUCGUGCAAAAUGAUGACUGCUUAAAGAAGCAACUCUUGGCAAAUAAGUCUUUAGAAUAUGACGCUCUCAAAAAUAAAACCCUUCUAAUGGAAAAUGCACUGAAGUCACCCUUUUUAAAACAGAAUCGAUGCAAUGCAAAAAAAGAUACCUUCCAGAAAUCUCUGCACAAUCCAGGUAAAGUCCAUGAAGACUACUGGUCCUGUUAUGGAGUACACUGCUAUUAUUUUGUUCUGCAAAAUAAAAGCUGGACAGAAUGUGAACAAACUUGCCAAAGUUAUGGUUCCUCCCUUUUGAAGAUUGACGAUGAACAUGAACUGGCAUUUGUUCAUUUUCAGAUUCAUAAAAAUAUUUAUUGGAUUGGAUUGUCAUUUAAUGAAGUGGAAAACAAAUUGAGAUGGAUUGUUGAUGGCACAUCACCUGGAAUGAACUUUAGAAUGAUGAAUUAUCCUUCUAGGAGACGAAAAUGUAUGUUUUUGACCUCAACAAGAAUAGAAUAUGACGAUUGCUCUAAAACCUACAGUUGUAUCUGUAAAAAGAGAAUUAAUUGUAAUUUCUCUACUACAAAAUGCACUUAGAAGAAUAGGGCUCAGUGCAGUGUGGACACAGGAGCUGGAAGAGGAAGCAAAUCUUCUCCUGAGCUCUGAUUAGGAGGCCAGACGCCAUCUUCUUCCUGGGGGAGUGGAAGCUUUGUCUUGGGGAGCAGUUGCUUCUCCAUUGUGGUUCUGAGGGAUUCUUCCCUCUUCCCUGAACCACCCGGGACCUGUUAGAGCAUCUUAAUGUGGCCAGGAUCUUUCCUUACCAAUAGGAUAAAGCAUGUCAAUGUUAUCAGACUGUGGAAACACAAUUAAGAACUAGGAUAUAGUUAUAUUUUCACUACCUAGAAGCAUAUCUCAUCUUUAAAAGUUAUUUUGUUGCAGAUUAAAUUCAAAUGUACUGAGUAGUUGAAAGAAUGUUACAAGACACGCCCAUGUAACUUUUACCCACAGUUAUCAAUUGUUUGUAUUUUGCUGUGUUUUCCUCUGUUUCUCCUUCACUCUUGCUCUCAUUGUCGAUCCACUUGAAAAUAAAUUGAAGAUGUGUCCUGGUUUCUGAAUAUUUUCUAAGAAAAGGACUUUGUCUUAUAUAACCAUGCUACAAUUAUCAAAAUCAGGAAAUUUAGCAAUGACACAGCAUUAUGAUCUAAUCUAUAAACCACAUUCAAGUUGUCCAUUGGCCUAUAAUAAUGUAAUACAAUGCAUUUAAUCAUCAUAUUGAUGGCAUGUCCUUUAAUCUGGAAUAGCUGUUUGAAUUUUCUUUGUCUUUCCUGACCUUGACAUUAAAAAAAGUCAACCUUAUUGAGUUAGACUAUCCACACAAGGGAAUGUACCCAUUUUUAAGUCAUGAGGGAUAUAGGUUUUAAUAUGUUUACCUCUCACACGCUAUCAAAUCAAGAUCUAGGCAUUUCCAUCAGCUUCAGACAUUCCAUUCUGCCUCACACCAUCCACCUGGCUCCUGUCCACCAGCGAUGCUCAUUAUUAAUUAGUUUAGCUCAUUCUAGAACUACAUGCAUCCUGUGCAUUUUUUCCUGGCUGCUUUUGGAUCAGCAUGUGUUUAAAAUUAAUCAGUGGUUUUUCAUGUAUCAGCAGUUCCCUCUCUUUGUUAUUUCAUAUUCUAUUAUUCAGCUAGAGCACAUCUGUUCACUCAGUUAUGGACAUUUGAUCUGUUUCUCAUUUUUGGCUACUGUGAAUAAAGCUGUA